AAAUAUACUAGGUAUAUCAACGCCAAAAUAAAACAGAAAAGCUCAGUAACUUAGAGAAAUAUUGAUUACUGAUAAACUGAAGAAUCGUUAAUCAUCUGAUCUACUUCCUAUUAACUACGAACUGUAUGAAAAGAUAAGAUAUUAAAUAAGAUAAUAAAUAAUACAUAAUAAAACAUAAACAUAUCAAAAGCAUAUUCUACCACACUACUUGCUUUAUUUAACAGGGCAAAUUUUGUUGGGGCAUAUUCUCUCAACAAGUUCUAAAAAUUUUCGCAAUUACGCAUACACUCAAAUUACACCAGAAGCGCAUGCGCUACAAUAUGACACAAAAAAAACACACAAACGAGAAACAAGGAGGAAACAUUCUUCAACAGUGUUCGCUGCUUGCAAAACGGCAUAAGGAUAUUUGUGAAGCUUUCACGCAGCAGGUACAAAUUGGUGUUGAAUUAAUUCGUCAUAUCAUUUAAGUACACUACACCCAUCUACUACAGCCAGUAAGCUCAACUGUUUUCUGAGAGCAAAUUAGCAAAAUGAAAAAUAAGACUUUAAAGCCUGAUCAUGGAUAUUGUAGCGAAACUUAUAAUAGUGUACCAUGCUUCCUUCAGUACCCGACAGUGUUCUAUUUGCUGUUGGCAGUCCUCUUUGUCGGUAGUGUGAAUGGAGCAAACCAACUGCAUAUUGGUGGAAUCUUUCCCAUAGCAGGAAAGGGCGGUUGGCAGGGAGGACAGGCGUGCAUGCCAGCCGCCAAGCUUGCUCUACAGGAUGUAAAUGAAAAUCCAGACCUUUUGCCAGGGUUUAACUUAACACUACACAGCAAUGAUAGCGAGUGUGAACCAGGUCUUGGGGCAAGUGUUAUGUACAAUUUACUAUACAAUGCGCCACAAAAGCUGAUGCUGCUAGCGGGUUGCAGCACUGUGUGUACGACGGUAGCAGAAGCAGCGAAAAUGUGGAACUUAGUUGUGCUAUGCUAUGGAGCAUCCAGUCCAGCUCUUUCAGAUCGCAGUAGAUUCCCUACACUGUUUAGAACUCAUCCCUCGGCUACAGUGCAUAACCCUACUAGGAUUAAACUGAUGCAAAAGUUUGGCUGGUCAAGGGUUGCAAUCCUACAACAAGCAGAGGAAGUAUUCAUAUCGACUGUUGAGGAUUUAGAAACCAGAUGUAAAGAUGCCGGCAUCGAAAUAGUGACGAGACAAUCAUUUCUAUCCGAUCCUACGGAUGCAGUACGAAAUUUACGACGACAGGAUGCACGUAUAAUAGUGGGAUUGUUCUACGUGGUGGCCGCACGCCGUGUUUUAUGUGAAAUGUAUAAACAACAGCUUUACGGAAGGGCUUAUGUGUGGUUUUUUAUUGGAUGGUACGAGGACAAUUGGUACGAGGUAAACCUGAAAAACGAGAACAUUUCAUGCACCAAAGAACAGAUGAAGAUGGCUGCUGAGGGUCACUUAACAACGGAGGCGCUAAUGUGGAAUCAGAACAAUCAAAAAACGAUAUCAGGGAUGUCAUCAGAGGAUUUUCGAAAACGUUUGAAUGCCGCAUUAAUUGAGGAGGGCUAUGAUAUCAGCCACAAUCGCUAUCCGGAAGGCUACCAGGAGGCUCCACUCGCCUACGACGCAGUGUGGAGUGUGGCAUUAGCAUUUAAUAAAACGAUGCAAAGGCUAACGGAGCAAAACUCGGGUAAAAAUCUGAAAGACUUUACGUACACUGAUAAGGAAAUAGCGAACGCGAUUUACGCCGCCAUGAACUCAACCCAAUUUCUAGGCGUAUCGGGUGUGGUUGCUUUCAGUUCGCAGGGUGAUCGUAUCGCAUUGACUCAGAUAGAACAAAUGAUUGAUGGGCAGUACUAUAAGCUGGGAUACUACGACACACAGGCCGACAAUCUUACGUGGUUUAACAAAGAGAAAUGGGAUGGAGAAAAGGUACCCCAAGAUCGUACGAUUGUGAGACGGGUUUUGAGAACAGUUUCAUUACCACUGUUUAUCUGUAUGAGCACAAUAUCGAGUUUUGGCAUACUGGUAGCAAUAACACUCAUCAUAUUUAACAUUUGGCACAGGCAUCGAAGGGUCAUUCAAUCGUCACAUCCCGUGUGCAAUACUAUUAUGCUUUUUGGGGUGAUCAUUUGUCUCGUGUCCGUCAUUUUGUUGGGUAUUGAUGGACAGUUUAUAACUGCGGAAAAUUAUCCAAAAGUAUGUCAAGCUAGAGCAUGGAUCCUUUCGACUGGCUUUACCUUAGCGUAUGGAGCGAUGUUUAGCAAAGUGUGGCGUGUGCACCGCUUUACAACGAAAACUAAAACGGAUCCUAAGAAAAAGGUGGAACCUUGGAAGUUGUAUACAAUGGUGUCUGGACUAUUGACGGUGGAUUUGGUAAUAUUGCUGACAUGGCAAAUGCAAGAUCCUCUACAACGAAGACUAGAAACAUUCCCACUGGAGGAUCCGAUUUCGUCUAAUGAUGAUGUUAAAAUACGGCCAGAGCUGGAGCAUUGUGAAAGCCAUAACAAUUCCGUUUGGUUAGGGGUAAUAUACGGCUUUAAGGGAUUGAUACUAGUAUUUGGACUUUUCUUGGCAUAUGAGACACGUUCCAUCAAGGUGAAGCAAAUAAACGAUUCUCGUUACGUCGGAAUGAGUAUUUACAACGUGGUGGUGCUAUGUUUAAUCACUGCUCCUGUUGCUAUGGUGAUAGCAUCACAACAAGAUGCUUCCUUCGCAUUUGUCGCGCUGGCUGUCAUAUUUUGUUGUUUCCUCAGUAUGCUCCUAAUUUUCGUGCCGAAGGUGAUCGAAGUUCUGCGCCAUCCCAAAGAUAAGGUCGAGUCUAAAUUUAGCAAUGAUACCGGAAUUUCGAAGGAGGACGAAGAACGCUACCAAAAACUGAUAUCGGAAAAUGACGAUCUGCAGAAAUUAAUCGCUCAAAAAGAAGAUAAAAUACGAUUGUUAAAGCAGCGCCUCACGGAACGGGAAUCGAAGAAUCCUGCUCCACCUUUCAAUGAAUCUUUAAAUGGAAACACCGUCGGUGGAGUACAAUUUAAUCGAUCAUCUUCAACCGCUCUAGCUCAAAAGUAAUGUGAAUGCUCGAAGCAUUCCGAAAGAUUAACGCUAUCUGUGUACUAUUUGCCAUGAACCGAAAGUAUUGAUGACGAACAAUUGAACACACAUUAAUAUAACAUAUAAAUUGAAAAGUAACAAAUGCAUAUUAGCGAACGAAAUGUAUCGAAAUAGUGAAAUUAAAUCCUUGUAAGCAAUUGCUUAGAGAUGUUUUAGGGAACGAGAUAACAAAAAAUAUUGAAAUUAAUUUUCUGCUAUGUAGGAGAACACAUGAUGCGUAACGAACAAGAAAAAAAUCUCCAAACAGUGUAUAUUUUAACAAAAAUAAUAAAAAAAACAAACACAAACGCAUACAAACAA
Molecule: messenger RNA, 3395 nt
Organism: Anopheles funestus (African malaria mosquito)
Lineage: Eukaryota; Metazoa; Arthropoda; Insecta; Diptera; Culicidae
Gene: GABA-B-R1
Product: gamma-aminobutyric acid type B receptor subunit 1
Exons: 16
Coding region: 531-3053 (840 amino acids)
Biological process (GO): G protein-coupled receptor signaling pathway; gamma-aminobutyric acid signaling pathway
Cellular component (GO): membrane; G protein-coupled receptor heterodimeric complex
Molecular function (GO): G protein-coupled GABA receptor activity
Source: RefSeq, a predicted model, not a curated record